Molecule: messenger RNA, 3298 nt
Organism: Gavialis gangeticus (Gharial)
Lineage: Eukaryota; Metazoa; Chordata; Crocodylia; Gavialidae
Gene: DNAJB12
Product: DnaJ heat shock protein family (Hsp40) member B12
Exons: 9
Coding region: 47-1171 (374 amino acids)
Biological process (GO): cellular response to misfolded protein
Cellular component (GO): endoplasmic reticulum membrane
Molecular function (GO): Hsp70 protein binding
Source: RefSeq, a predicted model, not a curated record
UGCGUGCCGGCCUCCCUGCCCCGCCCAUCCGGCCGCUGCCGCCGCCAUGGAGUCCAACCGGGACGAGGCGGAGCGGUGUAUCUCCAUCGCCGUGGGCGCCAUCAAGGCCAACCAGCCCGACAAGGCGCGCCGCUUCCUGGAGAAGGCGCAGCGCCUCUUCCCCUCGCAGCGGGUCCGCGUGCUGCUCGAAGCCCUCAAGAAGAAUGAACAGCCAUCAAAUGGCCAGUCUCAGUCCCGGGAGUCUACAAAUCCCCAUUUCAGGAAAAUGAGUGGAGACUUCCCAUCAGCCAAUGGGGAGGCAGGUGGGGAGAGUAGCAAAGGUUACACCCAGGACCAGGUGGAUGCAGUUAAGAGGGUAAAACAGUGUAAAGAUUACUAUGAAAUUCUGGGAGUAAACAGAGAAGCCUCUGAUGAGGACCUGAAAAAGGCUUACCGAAAACUAGCACUGAAAUUUCACCCAGAUAAGAACCAUGCACCAGGUGCUACAGAGGCAUUUAAAGCCAUUGGUAAUGCAUAUGCAGUGUUGAGCAACGCAGAAAAGAGGAAGCAGUAUGACCAGUUUGGAGAUGAGAAACUCAACCCUACACGACAUGGACACAGUCAUGCAGAUUUUCACCGUGGAUUUGAAGCUGACAUCUCACCUGAAGAUCUCUUCAACAUGUUCUUUGGUGGUGGUUUUCCUUCUAGUAAUGUUCAUGUGUACAGCAAUGGCAGGAUGCGAUAUACCUACCAUCAGAGGCAGGACAGGAGAGAACAUCAGGGUGAUGGUGGCCUUGGCUUGUUUGUCCAGCUGAUGCCUAUUCUUAUCCUGAUCAUUGUGUCAGCUCUCAGCCAGAUGAUGGUCUCCAGUCCACCUUACAGCUUGAGCCACAGACCGUCUGUUGGGCAUGUACAGAGGAGGGUGACUGAGCACUUGAAAGUAGUUUACUAUGUAACUGAGAACUUUGCAGAAGAGUACACUGGCACAAACCUGAAAAAUGUUGAAAGAAGUGUGGAAGAUGACUACAUUGCAAAUCUUAGAAAUAACUGCUGGAAGGAAAAGCAACAGAAGGAAGGCUUAUUAUACCGGGCACGCUACUUUGGAGAUUCAGAUCUGUAUCAGAGAGCACAGAGGAUGGGCACUCCAAGCUGUAGCAGGUUGUCUGAAGUUCAAGCCUCCAUGCACGGAUAAUUGCUGCCAGACCCUUCGUGGAGGUCUAAACUCUUGAAAUGCCUGAAGACUUUUGGUGAAGUGCACUGAGCCAAGGUGACAGACUUUGUUUUAAAGAAUCAAACCUUAAAUUAAAAUGGAAUUGGAGAAUUAGCAACGCACAACUGCCCUCUUUCUUCUCUCUCACUGUCUGUCUGUCUGUCUCCAGCGUUAGACGUCUCAGGCAGCAGCUAGAACAGGAAAUAAAGCUGCCUGCCUUCUUCCCUUCUUUCCAACACCACUAGAGUGCGACAGUCUAGUUUCUACUAGGAUACAGCAACCAUGAGAACAAAUGUAGAGUGUAAAAUAAACAAAAACUCCCACACCAAACUGCAGCAAGCCAUGAAGCAGAGGAGACCCUUCCAUGAUUGCACUGGUCACUUCAAACGGAGAGAGAACUUGGAAGACUUUUAGAAAUAAAACCAAUUAAAAAAAAGAAAAUCUAUUUAGAAUUAAUUUAUAGCUGUAUAUAUGUUGGACUUUUAAACUAUGCAGGGGGUGGAUUAAAUUAUUUAGUUUACUAAUUUGGGCAGAAAACUAAAGCCUGAGCUGCAACUGGUUUCUGGUGCUGCCCAUCUCUGUGAACCUUUCCUAUUUGACACACUAAAACUAGAAUUACUUUGCAUUAUUUUGCUGUUGUUGAUAAAAAUAUGAAUUGAUGAGUUUCAGGGUUUUUUAUUAAAAAAAAAAAAAAUUCAGAUCUGCAGGAAGAAAGAACCUUGGUGAAAUUGGCCAAACUGAUUUGUCUUUGCUAUGUUGACAUAAGUGGUGGCAGGUCUACUGGGUGAGUGGUGGCAGGUCUACUGGGUGCUGGAACCUCAUUCAGCAAGGAGAGGACUGUCCAAAACGGUCUUAGCUCAUCAGUGUUCAAUUUGCAUAUGUGCGUAAUAUUUUUUUGGCAGUUUGCCUUGUAAUCAGUGUGUACCAUUAGUUCUGUAAACAGAGAUUGCCAUAAGCUUUGUCCUUUUUGUUGUUUCUCCUGAACUUUGAAUGCCUCAUUCACCAGCACUCUCCUGUCUGCAGUAUGGCUGUUACCUUGGCAGGGCACUUCUGGUGUUUCUUUGAGGAAACCUGUAACCUGUAUGGACAUGCCUAAAAAACAGAGCCUUUGGUUGCUUCUGUUGAAAGAAGUUUAUGCGAUGGUCUCAUUUGCAGGAGAGAUCAGAAAGAGGGAAAUGGUUAUUUAUUAGUUACUUAAUUGGGCUUUGCAGUGACUCAGUUAGUAGAUUACAGCUAAUUUUUACCCAUUUUAUAGCAAUGGUUUUUCCAACCUUGCAUUUAGAAGCUGGAGUGUUGCUGCUAAAAGCCUGCAUUUACCUGCUUUUAUCAGAUUUAGGUUACAGCAGCAGGAUGUUGUUUAAGUGCCGGGCCUCAGGACCCAGAUUAGAGUAGCAGGAUAGUGCUCGAGAUUAUAUUAUGUCUCUUUGUCAUGCUCCCCAAGAGAAGCAAAAUUCAAACGAGCUAAGUUACCAUUAGUAGAAUAAACUGGACUUUUCUCUAUCCUGCUGUUACAUUUUUUUUAAAGAUCUCUCUAUAAGAACAGCUCCCAGGCUUCCCUUAAGGGGAAAUUUAUCAAAGCAGCAAUGGUUGCCAUGUAAAAUGAUUUGGGGCUGGAAGAAGUGCGAGAGGGCUUUGUUCUCAAAUCCAGAAGAUCAAUUUGGUUUUUUUUGUUUAGUUUUUUGGCUGUCUAUUUAACAAAAUGCCAGAGAGCCCUCCUGUUAAUUGUAAGCCUUACCAUCACUCUACUUUUUUUAUUCUGAUCUGAUUUCAUUUAUUGAAAGAUCACCCUCAUGUCUCCUAGGGGAGUACGGUUGGAAUCUAAAUAUUUUUGGAAUAAAUGCCCUUUGUAGUAGUGUAAGCUACUCAGCAUGCAGAGUUCACUGGGGAAUUCAAAUGAAACUUAUGUUUGCAGAAGGUGCUGAAUGUUUUACAAAAUUGGACUCUAUCCAGUGCCCACCCAAACCUUUUGAUUUCUCAAGUAGAUAUCAUGGAUGGUCUGAGUUACGUGCAAUAAAGCAUAGAUCCUAAUGGAUGCUCACAGAAGCUGUAUUUCUUGAUUUACAAUUGAUUAUAAAAUUGUACAUCUAUAAAUAAAUGUUUAUAAUGUGA